Messenger RNA from Penicilliopsis zonata CBS 506.65, 1608 nucleotides. RefSeq lists its product as hypothetical. The transcript has 2 exons. The coding region runs from base 435 to 1496 and encodes 353 amino acids. Gene Ontology annotation, cellular component: cytoplasm. Gene Ontology annotation, biological process: protein refolding. NCBI's taxonomy places the organism in Eukaryota, Fungi, Ascomycota, Eurotiomycetes, Eurotiales, Aspergillaceae. The record is from RefSeq and is a predicted model, not a curated record.
UUGUUAUUCUAUUACGGUUACGCAAAGAAGUUUCAGAUAUGUCGAGAUGGGUCUAGAGUCUUGAAUCUUGUCACUACAGUGUAGUCACUACAGUCUACCAGAGCCUUGUACCUGAUGGUAACACAGGUGAGUUUCCAAGUCUAUAGCUUGGAUCCUUCGAUACUAUACUAUAUAUUAGCCUAUAAAAUAGCUAUUCUAGAUUAUACUCUGGGUAAGAUUAUUUAAUAUAAUAAAAUCAUUCACUUUUUUUUGGAAAUAGACUUGGAGAUGCCGUUCAAGAGUCAAAAAUCCCAAGUGACAGCACACAGAGCCCAACAACGCCAGAUAGAGGGGGGGGUUGGUUAUCUGGAACUUCUACUUACCUCCGGCCCGCUCCAUCACUAGCUUCAAAGGAGAUUCAUAAAGUGGUGCUUUUUUAAGACUAUCAGAUAGCCAUGUCAGCUUCAAAAAUCCGUCAUGAUUACUAUAAAAUUCUCCAGAUCCCGCCCACGGCAGAUACUCAGCAGAUCAGAUCCAAGUAUAGAAGUCUAGCAAGAGAGAAACAUCCUGAUAAGAAUCCAAGCUCCAGUGCGACCUCUGAAUUUCAGCUGAUACUCGAAGCGUACUCGACCCUCACCGACCCUGUCGCUCGCAGUCUCUACGAUGCACAGUAUAAGCAGGCCAAUCUCUCGAGCAACGCGUCGACUGGAGAAGAUCCUCAGACAAGGAACACAGCGGGAAGUGGGAAUGUUGGACAUCUUGAAAGAGAGCUCGAGCAGUUUCGGAGACGGCAGGCUUCGCUCAGUUCUCAACUGCAUACGGGGCGGGAACACUUGGCCCGUUUACAAGCUGAAGAAGCCCAGUUACAGCGCGAGAUCGAAGCAAUCGCGAAAGAACAAGCUCAAAAGGCAACCUGGUGGCACUACCUGACAUCAUCUCUUCUGAUGCAGCCGUCAGAGACAGAAGAGCAAAGGCAUCAACGAGAUCGGCAUAGGCUUGAUAAGAUUGCUGCGGAGAGUGUCAAGAAGUGGAUGAUCAAAAGACAGAUGGCUGAGAUCCAGAACUUCGAGAGAGAAGAACGAACCCUUGACAGAAAGAUCAAGUCAACCGAGUUUGAAAUCAGGAGAGAUAUUGCAAGGCAACAAGAAGAGAAGAUACGUAAAGAGCAAGAGCUUCGUUAUCAGGAGUUCAGGGAAAGAAUGGCAGAACAGAGCAGGAAAAGAGAAGAAGAAGAAGCACAGCGAGCUUCUCGGCAGGCGGAUCGAAGGGAAGACCAGGAGAGGAGACGGGCGCAGCCAAAAUCAGCAGCCAAGGAAGGGGAUUCGACGUAUCAUGGAGGCAGGCACAAGUCUCAUCACCAUGGGGAAGCCUGCCGUCAUCAAGGUUGGUGGAAUCGAAUCGAGUACGGCGCUGCUUGCAGUCGCUGCUUCACAGUGACUCGGCGUUUUGCAUUCAAAUGUCGCACUUGUGAUAAGAUAGCAUGUGCAUCAUGCAGAGAUAUCCUCAAGGGGAAGUGAUCAUACCCUUAGAAUCACGUCUUGGAAUAUAUAAGGAUUACGAUUACAUGAUAUGAUAUUUAAGUCGAUCUCAUCCUGUUCUGCUUUUCGGGGGGGGGGGGAUCAUUGUGCC